This is a messenger RNA of Colletotrichum chrysophilum, 5082 nucleotides long. RefSeq lists its product as uncharacterized. Gene Ontology annotation, cellular component: zeta DNA polymerase complex; nucleus. The coding region runs from base 1 to 5082 and encodes 1693 amino acids. The record is from RefSeq and is a predicted model, not a curated record. Gene Ontology annotation, molecular function: DNA binding; DNA-directed DNA polymerase activity; nucleotide binding. Gene Ontology annotation, biological process: double-strand break repair via homologous recombination; error-prone translesion synthesis. NCBI's taxonomy places the organism in Eukaryota, Fungi, Ascomycota, Sordariomycetes, Glomerellales, Glomerellaceae. The transcript is spliced from 2 exons.
AUGGACCUGUUCAGGGUGAGGUUGAACUGCAUCGACCACUACCAGGCGACACCAACACGUUACGACCCUCAGCUUCGCAAUGACAUAGGCCCUGCACAAGCCAAGAAGGGCCCCAAGGUCCCGGUCGUUAGAGUUUUUGGUUCAACGGAAACUGGCCAGAAAGUAUGCGCUCAUAUACAUGGGGCUUUCCCGUACUUGUACGUCGAGUAUCAAGGCAGCUUGGAGCCAGAGGAUGAUAAUGCCAAGUUCGUGGCGCGAAUCACCCUUGUGAAGGGUAUUCCCUUCUAUGGCUUCCAUGUCGGCUACAGAUUCUUUCUGAAGAUCUACAUGUUCAACCCGAUCGUCAUGACAAGGCUGGCCGACUUGCUUCAACAGGGUGUCAUUUUGAAGAAGAAGUUCCAGCCUUACGAAGCGCACCUUCAGUACUUGUUGCAGUUCAUGACAGACUACAACCUGUACGGCUGCGGGUAUCUGGAUGCGUCCGACGUCUUCUUCAGAGGCCCAAUACCGUCUUACGAUGUGGAAGGAAACUCCCAGCACCUCUGGCACGACCAUUCUAUCCCAAGAGGCCGUGUACUGGAGGACUUGAGCUUGCCCAGGGUCAGUCAUUGCUCUGUCGAAGUUGAUAUUUGCGUGCAAAAUAUCAUCAACCGCCGGAUGGUGAAAGAACGCAGGCUUCAUCAUGACUUUGAGGAACGAUUGAAGCCGCUUCCUGCGGAUGUCAAAUUGGUCUACAGCAUGGCAGGGCUUUGGAAGGAUGAGACUCGCCGGCGGAAGUUGAAGAUGCCAAACGCAGACCCUGGCAGCAGUCCCUUUCCAGCUGAAGUUCUGAUCUCGAUGUCAGCAAAUGCACGCGACUCGCAGCCGCAAGGAUGGAUUCACGAAGAGGAGUACCAAGAAGAAGUGGUCAGGCUCAUCGAAGCCGAGAAGGACCCAGAAGACAUAUCAGAGCCAAACUUCGACACCUUUGUUGAGCACAAACCCCUGGAAUCCAAUGUCAAAACAGCGCUCCAGUCUGUGGAAGAUUUGUACCCGACGAAUCUCUUGCCCGCCUUAGGUUUGCCUUCCAACCACGCCCCAUCAAACCAAAACCCCGCGAGCAGUAUCGAAGUCGACGAACAGGGCGUUCUUGCACUAGGCGGUGAAGACUUUGACCCAUUUCCGGUCGAUUCUGACGAGGAGGCCCUCAUGCAGUUGGACGAACUUGGUCUGAAGAAGGGUGACCAAUUGGACCCGGCUGCUGAAAAUGAGAGUAAGAGACCGGGGCGUCAAAAGCCGAAAACAAAUGUGGCAGGUAAUAAGGCCAAUGGAGAUCAUGUUGUGAAGGCUCCAAACAACACAGUGAAGGGCCUGAGAGAUCCUUCGCUCCCACCAUACGAGGGCAUCUGUACAAGCAGGCUCAAAACUGGCACUCCGCCUGUAAUGCCUGUUUGGCAGGAGUUGCUCGAUGCCGCCGAGGCGGAGGGUCUCGUUUCCAGAUCGAAGGAAGAGGCACGCUCAAGCACGCAACGGAAAGUGGCAGUAAAGAGGUCGGUGUCACCUCAUCCAGCGGCGCCUUCAAUCAAACGUACCCGAACAGACACCACAGAACCAUCAAAACAACCACGUUCUGCGCCUCCUGUCGCCACAAAAGCGUGCCUUCCAGCAGAAGGAGACUCGGAAAUGAAACAGGUUGUGAUGCUUCCUUCCAUCUCCCAAGCCAACCCCCGCUCUUCUCAAGGCCCUGAUGGGAAGCCGAUGGCGAAUCAACAAUUGUCCUUCCCGGUAGUCAAGAGCCAGGAAGACCCAACCACCAGGCUUCGACUGAGCCAAAAGAGCCAGCCUCGGGGGUCCCAGCAAGAGCAGAAAGAGUCCCAGAAGCACGUGUCCUUCAACCUCGCUCCAGAUACCGUAGGUACCAAGCUUGACUCUAACCCUACACCCAAGAAAGUCCGUAUCGCGAGUCCGCCCAAAGAUUCGACUGGGACGGAAACUCUGCUUCAUCGAGCGCAGACGGCGCUCGGGGCUUUCUCAAACAAGAGACAAUUCAUCAUCGGAACGCUGCCUCCCGUUCUCAAGGAUAUCACGUCAUCGUUGAAGGACUUGCAAAUACCCGAUGCGAUCUACCAAGAUGCAUAUUACAGCGAGGAAAAGGAUGUUCCUCCUCGGCCACGAGAAUAUGCUGGUCGGGAGUUCCGGCUCGAGAGCAACACGCUGCCCUACCUUGCAGACUUUGAUCCGUCUGGAACGUCUGCAGCAAGUGUGGGAAUGAAGCCAGACACGCCGUAUGAUAGGACCAAGACAGACCAAGCCUAUGAGGCGCAAGGUAGGAUUUGCUCAUACCGAAGCUGGGAGCUAGCUCAACCACCGCCAUCAUUUAAGGAGGUGCAAGAAUGGUGGGAGAAGAAGCAUCCUCCGAAAAAGGGCCCGAAGAAAAUCGAUGGAAAACUUGCAGGAACCCCGCAAGCUUCAAAACGCUACCUUUCUCAAGUCGACGGCCCUACGCCAAAGAACAAGCAUGGUUUCAAGUACUCGCCGAAAAAGAAGUCAACGAGCGUCAAACAUGAGGCUCAGUAUAUGAGUACCAUGGCUUUGGAGGUGCAUGUCAACACGAGAGGCAAGUUUGUCCCGAAUCCUGAAGAGGACGAGGUUCAAUGCAUCUUCUGGUCUAUCAAGGCAGACGGCACGAUUAGCGCUAGCCAGGACGUGGCUGGCGGCAUUAUUGCUGGUGUUGUCGUUCUUUCACCCGAUGGUGAGCUUGCUGCGCGGAUGAGACGAUACAUCGCAGCAGAAAUCUUGGAAGAGUCAUCUGAGCUGGAUCUUAUGGUCCGCAUGGUGGAGAUUGUCAGGGCCCACGAUCCUGAUAUCUUGACGGGCUACGAGGUCCACGGCAGUUCAUGGGGCUACCUUAUUGAGAGGGCCCGACUCAAGUACGAUUAUGACCUCUGCGAUGAGUUUUCUCGUAUGAAGAGCAACUCCCAUGGCCGAAUCGGAAAAGAGAAUGAUCGUUGGGGCUUCAACACGACUUCAACUAUUCGUGUCACAGGGAGACAUAUGAUCAACAUCUGGCGAGCCAUGCGAGGGGAGCUGAAUUUGCUUCAGUACACCAUGGAAAACGUAGUGUGGCAUGUGCUCCACCGCCGCAUACCUCACUAUUCCUGGAGAACCUUGACGGAAUGGUACAAGAGCAGCAAGCAACGGGAUCUCGAUAAGCUGCUGCGCUACUAUCUUGCUCGCACACGGAUUGACAUUCAGAUCCUAGAAUCAAACGAACUGAUUCCUAGGACCAGUGAGCAGGCCCGACUGCUGGGAGUAGACUUCUUCUCCGUGUUCUCCCGUGGCUCGCAGUUCAAGGUCGAGUCUAUCAUGUUCAGGAUCGCCAAACCCGAGAACUUCAUGCUUGUCUCUCCUAGCCGAAAGCAGGUCGGUGGUCAAAAUGCACUUGAGUGUCUCCCACUGGUUAUGGAGCCUCAGAGCGCAUUCUACAACAGCCCACUCCUGGUGCUCGACUUCCAAAGUCUGUAUCCCAGCGUCAUGAUCGCUUAUAACCUCUGCUACUCAACCUUCCUCGGCCGUAUUGUCAACUGGAGAGGGAUGAACAAGAUGGGAUUCACAGAGUAUCAGAGACACAAGCGACUUCUGGAGCUCCUGAAAGACCACAUCAACAUUACCCCCAACGGGAUGAUGUAUGUGAGGCCUGAGAUUCGCAAGUCUUUGCUCGCAAAGAUGCUUGGUGAGAUCCUGGAAACUCGAGUCAUGGUGAAGAGUGGGAUGAAGCAAGACAAGGACGACAAGACGUUGCAGCAAUUGCUUAACAACCGACAGCUCGCACUGAAGCUCCUUGCCAACGUCACCUACGGUUAUACAUCGGCGUCCUUCUCCGGUCGGAUGCCAUGCUCCGAAAUCGCCGACAGCAUUGUGCAAACAGGAAGAGAAACGCUGGAAAGAGCAAUUGCGUUUAUCCACUCACAAGAGCGCUGGGGGGCUGAAGUUGUGUACGGUGACACUGACAGUCUGUUUGUCUACCUCAAGGGCCGGACCAAAGACCAAGCCUUCGACAUUGGCAACGAGAUCGCCAAGGCUAUCACCGACAUGAACCCGCGGCCUAUCAAACUUAAGUUCGAGAAGGUUUACCACCCAUGCGUGCUGCUUGCGAAGAAACGCUACGUGGGCUACAAAUACGAGAGCAAGAAUCAGGUCAAGCCAGACUUUGAUGCAAAAGGUAUCGAGACUGUCCGACGAGACGGUACGCCUGCAGAGCAAAAGAUCGAGGAGCAGGCGCUCAAGAUUCUCUUCGAGACGGCGAACCUGAGCGAGGUCAAGUCGUAUUUCCAGAAACAAUGCGAAAAGAUCAUGCGUGGGUCCGUCUCGGUCCAGGACUUUUGCUACGCGAGAGAAGUCAAGCUCGGAACAUACAGCGACAAAGGCCCACCGCCGCCCGGCGCGCUGAUUAGCACCAAAAGGAUGCUCGAAGAUGCUCGAGCAGAGCCACAGUACGGAGAACGAGUGCCUUACGUGGUUAUCACUGGUGCCCCAGGAGCGCGUCUUAUCGACCGCUGCGUUGCCCCGGAAGACCUCCUCAAGGACUCGCACUCCCAGCUAGAUGCGGAAUACUACAUUUCGAAGAACCUCAUCCCGCCGCUGGAGAGGAUCUUCAACCUGGUGGGCGCUAACGUCCGGCAGUGGUACGACGAGAUGCCCAAGGUGCAGCGAAUCCGUCGCGUCGACCAGACACUCGGUGGUGGGAUGGCCAAGAAAACUCUAGAAUCGUAUCUGAAGUCUGCAUCCUGCAUCUCAUGCAACGCCAAAAUGCAGGUGGAGGGCGUCUUGUGCCCGAAGUGCGAGCAAGACGCGCCGUCGUCUCUCUUCAACCUUCAGACGCGCCUGAAUCACGAAGAAAGAAGGUACAUGGAAGUGGUCAGAAUCUGCCGAAGCUGCUCGGGACUCCCUGCGGCAGACGACGUCCCUUGCGACAGCAAAGACUGCCCCGUGUUCUACUCGCGCGUCAAGCAAAGCACGAGACUCAAGACAGAGAAGAGCGCAUUGGAUCCGGUCAUUCAGGAACUAGUACUAAAGGCAGGGAAGGGAUCGUUGGAAUGGUGA